Acanthoscelides obtectus is the source of this 342-nucleotide messenger RNA. The record is from the annotation of a GenBank genome assembly. NCBI's taxonomy places the organism in Eukaryota, Metazoa, Arthropoda, Insecta, Coleoptera, Chrysomelidae.
AUGGGUCAAGUAAUCCAACCAGGUCCGCAGGCAGCAGUACCCCAUCAAGACGCAAUGCCCCCCUACCAACCGGCCGCCCCAGUGGCGUACCCCAAUCGCUUCCCCCAGGUUCCCCAGGAUUUCCUGAGACCGGAGCCUAAACAGGGGUACAGAGCUCCUUACGAACCCCCUCCCUACGUCGCAGGACAAGCGUUGCAGCAACAAUGGGUGCCUCAUCAGACCAAUCAGGUUAUGCCACAGCAGCAGCAGAUGCAGGUUCAAUAUCCAGUUGGCAAAAACUCACGUAUGUUUGGUCACAAAGAAAAUAACCUUCAGAUACAAGACCCUCAUGAAUUAAGGUAA